AUGGUUGUUACAUGUUUUACAUCUAAUGAAAACUGUUUUUUGGAAACUUGCUAUAAGUUUAUGUUUGUUUUAUAUAUAUUAUUUUUGACUGUUAUUGAAUCAGGAAAUGUUGGAAUUGUUGUUUUAAAUGAAUUUGGUUUAAAUUUUCAUGAUAAUAAUAAUGAUUCAUUCUUUAUAUAUUUAUCUGGGACUACGUUAGUGAAUGAUUUUUGGUAUAUAUUGCGGAAUUUGGGAAUUGCAAUUUCUCAAGGAUCUAUUUUUAACAUAGAUUGUGCGACUCAUAUUUCUUGUUUUUAUUAG
Molecule: messenger RNA, 300 nt
Organism: Pneumocystis carinii B80
Lineage: Eukaryota; Fungi; Ascomycota; Pneumocystomycetes; Pneumocystales; Pneumocystaceae
Exons: 4
Coding region: 1-300 (99 amino acids)
Source: RefSeq, a predicted model, not a curated record